CUCUAUUUUUUUUUUUUUUUUUUUUUUCUGGUCAGCUUUCUCUUCAUGUGAGCCUAUUUUUCCUCACUCUCCACUGUAUUUUUUUCCCUCUCAGCAAGCUCUCUCUCUCUCUCUCUCUCUCUCUCUCAUAGCCUUAUGGCUUUCAAAGGAGGGAAUGCUUCCUCUGGCAUGGGUGUUGCAGAGCACACCAAAAGCACAUACCUUGAACUGCAGAGAAAGAAGGCAUAUCGUUUUGUGAUAUUUAAGAUUGAUGAAAAUAAAAAAGAGGUUGUGGUUGAGAAAACUGGAGGACCAGCUGAGAGCUAUGAUGAUUAUACUGCUUCCUUGCCUGAGAAUGAUUGCCGAUAUGCUGUCUAUGACUUCGAUUUUGUAACAUCUGACAAUUGCCAGAAGAGCAAGAUUUUCUUCAUCGCUUGGUCUCCUUCUGUGUCACGCAUUCGCGCCAAGAUGCUUUAUGCAACUUCGAAGGACAGGUUCAGAAGAGAACUGCAAGGCAUCCAUUAUGAAAUUCAGGCUACUGAUCCAACUGAGAUGGAUCUUGAGGUGCUCAGAGACCGUGCACACUGAGCAUUCCAUCUACAAUGGAAGCAGAAGAGUUCUAUAAUCUUCAUAAAGAGGAAAUUUACUCUCUUGCUUCAAUUAGUUGCUGAUUACAUGUCAUAUCCCAUUGGCACAAAGUAUAUAUGGCUUAAUUUAAUUGUAUUGAAUAACCCACUCCUGAAUCCUGAGAAGGCUGAUCGGGGGAGUUCUUGGUUUGGAGACACUUCUGAGUCCUGACUCCUUGCUGCCAUUGAUGCUUCUCAGUUGAGGUGAUGUUGGAUGUAAACGGAUAGGCUUAUUAGUAGACUUUUUAGUUACUACUUGGCUUUGCUCUUCUAGGAAGUGAUAGGUUAACAGGAUAAUUUGAAUUUUAAGCAGCUGGGACAAGGCUUAGUAAUCUUUCGAUCAUGGUAAAAAUUAUGUUGGCUACAUAUCUUGACUUC
This is a messenger RNA of Jatropha curcas, 983 nucleotides long. Its product is annotated as actin-depolymerizing factor. The record is from RefSeq and is a predicted model, not a curated record. NCBI's taxonomy places the organism in Eukaryota, Viridiplantae, Streptophyta, Magnoliopsida, Malpighiales, Euphorbiaceae. Gene Ontology annotation, molecular function: actin binding. Gene Ontology annotation, biological process: actin filament depolymerization. Gene Ontology annotation, cellular component: actin cytoskeleton.